Trichogramma pretiosum is the source of this 1332-nucleotide messenger RNA. RefSeq lists its product as uncharacterized. The transcript has a single exon. The record is from RefSeq and is a predicted model, not a curated record. Lineage: Eukaryota; Metazoa; Arthropoda; Insecta; Hymenoptera; Trichogrammatidae. Bases 1 to 1332 code for a protein of 443 amino acids.
AUGCGGAUUUGGAUGCGCCCUACCAAUACGGCGACUACCGUGGCCCUUACCGUGGAAACAACCGUGGCAAUUACCGUGGCAAUUAUCACGAAAAUUACGGCGAGUAUUGUGCCAGGAGAUAGUACACAAUCGGCUCUCAUCAGAAUCACGGAGGACAUGCGAAAGGCGAUAGAAGAGGAGAAGAUAACGGUGUUGGUCCUGUUCGACUUCAAAUGUGCCUUCGAUACGAUCGAUCAUGCUACACUUCUCGCUCGGCUGCGGGACCUCAGCUUUGGUGCGGGCGCGCUGCGGCUGCUGCACUCGUACCUGUCUGGCAGGAGCCAGGCGGUGGUGGAUACAGACGGUGUGGCCGCAGAAUUUGUCGAGUGUACAUCGGGGGUGCCUCAAGGAUCCUCGCCGGCUCCAGUGUUGUUUGCGGCUUACAUCGACACUGUCGUUGCUGCGCUGCGACACUGUGCUGAUACCUGCAUGCUCUUCGCUGACGACUUACAAAUAUAUUUGUCUUGUGAGCCAGCCGACCUCAAUGACACGAUUGGGCGUCUAUGCGAGGAUGCUCAGGCCGUGCUCGAUUGGUCUCGCCGCUGUGGAUUGCGCCUCAACGCCCAGAAGACGCAGGCGAUCGUAGUGGCAUCUGACCAGCGACAUAUGAGGAUGGACAUGGGUGCCUGCCAGUCCCUGGUGGUGGAUGGCGUGGUCGUGCCCUUUUCACCACGGGUUCGCGACCUGGGUCUGGUCAUCUCCAACAACUUGGCCUGGACUGCUCAGGUGAACCAGAUAUCUUCGCGGGUCCACGGGGUGCUUCACCGACUGAGAGCGCGUGCAAGGAUAUUGCCGACCAGCGUGAGGUCUAUGUUGGUGUCCUCUUUGGUCUUGCCUCACUUUGAUUAUGUCUGCGCCGUUUUGCGGUCCCUACCGGCCCAGUUGGACAUUAGAUUACGGAGGCUUUUCAACACGGCUGUGAGAUUCAUCUACGGACUCCCACGAGACGCAGCCAUGCUACCCUACAUCGAGAGGCUUGGUUGGCUGACACCUGCCCUGCGCCGUGAUUAUUUCCUCGGCAUGCAGGUCCAACGGUCCAUAAUCUCGGGGAGGCCGCCCUAUCUCAUCGACCUUCUGCCGGUGCGUCGCGUGUCGACGCGUGCUCUUUGGCCCACCACGGUCGAAGUUUUCCAGCAAGACAGGAUCUCGACUGAGACAUAUGGAAAUGGGUUCAAGAUGUCCGUAGUCAGAAUGUGGAAUGGGCUCCCGCGAGAUAUUAUCGAGCUACCCUCGCUGCCAGUAUUCAAGACUCAACUUAGGAGCCAUCUCAUGCAGCGGAUCGGAGAGAGAUGA